Necator americanus (New World hookworm) is the source of this 6306-nucleotide messenger RNA. RefSeq lists its product as uncharacterized. The transcript has 56 exons. Bases 1 to 6306 code for a protein of 2101 amino acids. NCBI's taxonomy places the organism in Eukaryota, Metazoa, Nematoda, Chromadorea, Rhabditida, Ancylostomatidae. Gene Ontology annotation, cellular component: voltage-gated calcium channel complex; membrane. Gene Ontology annotation, molecular function: calcium ion binding; high voltage-gated calcium channel activity. Gene Ontology annotation, biological process: chemical synaptic transmission; calcium ion import across plasma membrane. The record is from RefSeq and is a predicted model, not a curated record.
AUGCACGAAGGUGGAGGAGCACACAGGUAUUUGCCUGUGAUCAAUCGUCUCCAACCAUGGAUGAUACCGAUUGCGGCACCGGAACUGCUGUCGUCUCCUAUACAUCCGAGAAAGAUCUCCACUGGAGAUCAGCUAUUCGAGGAACGGCCGCCAAGACCUGGAGAAAUGAUUAAAGAGGCGGUACAGAUGGCCGUUUGGCCGGCAUUGCCUAGAUUGGCAGCGGAAGAAGCUCGACGAGAACAGAAGACCGAUUCAGGACCGUUCGCAGUUCGGAAAUCCACGCUUGCCUCGAACGUGCCUGUAAAAGAGAAGGGGCCAUCCUCACUUUUCAUCUUUUCCGAGGACAACUUCAUCCGACGAAAUGCGAAAGCGAUAAUAGAAUGGGGCCCAUUCGAGUACUUCAUUCUUCUUACAAUUAUAGGAAACUGUGUCGUUCUGGCUAUGGAACAACAUCUUCCAAAAAACGACAAAAAACCGCUUUCCGAGCUACUGGAACGCACCGAGCCAUACUUCAUGGGUAUCUUCUGCUUAGAAUGUGUGCUGAAAAUCAUUGCUUUUGGUUUCAUUGCUCACAAAGGAUCGUACUUACGAUCCGGGUGGAACAUCAUGGAUUUUAUAGUAGUAGUAUCUGGAGUAGUAACUAUGCUUCCUGUAUCACCAGCUGCUGCAGGAGGUGGUCCAGCUCAGGUGGAAACGGUAGACUUGAGAACACUACGAGCCGUACGAGUGUUACGACCGCUGAAAUUAGUGAGCGGCAUUCCCAGUUUGCAAGUGGUUCUCAAGUCAAUUUUGUGUGCGAUGGCUCCACUUCUUCAAAUCGGGCUGCUUGUGCUGUUCGCCAUUGUGAUUUUCGCUAUCAUUGGGCUUGAGUUCUACUCAGGAGCCUUUCAUUCAGCCUGCUACAAUGAAAGAGGCGAAAUUGAGAACGUCAGCGAGAAGCCAUCACCUUGCACAAAUAAGACCACCACCAUGGGUGUCUACAAUUGUGAUGUUGAAGGGACCACAUGUCUUAAUAAAUGGAUAGGGCCAAACUAUGGUAUUACCUCGUUCGACAAUAUAGCGUUUGCCAUGAUCACUGUGUUCCAAUGUAUUACCAUGGAAGGAUGGACGACGGUCAUGUAUUAUACCAAUGACUCGUUGGGAAGCACCUACAAUUGGGCAUACUUCAUACCGCUCAUCGUGCUCGGCUCCUUUUUCAUGCUGAAUCUCGUUCUUGGAGUCCUAUCCGGAGAAUUUGCGAAGGAAAGAGAACGAGUAGAAAAUCGACGCGAGUUUCUAAAACUUCGUCGACAACAGCAAAUCGAGCGAGAACUCAAUGGAUAUCUCGAGUGGAUUAUGGCAGCCGAAGAAGUGAUACUCAAAGAGGACCGUACAACGGAAGAGGAGAAGCAAGCUAUCCUUGACGGUCGACGCCGAGCAGAAACGAAGAAGAAGAUGAAAGACGCGUCAAAGCAGCAGUCGACGGAAACCGAAGAGGAUAUGGAGGAAGAAGAGGAGGAACUGGACGAGGAGUAUCUCGACGAGGGAGGCGAGCCAGGAGAAGAUUUCGAGCGACGACGUCGUGGUUGCUACUAUGCCAUUUGUAAAAGAAUACGAAAAGCAAGGAUCCAAAUGCGGGUAAUAGUGAAAACGCAAAUAUUCUAUUGGUCUGUAAUUACGUUGGUCUUUCUCAACACGGCGUGUGUCGCGUCCGAACAUUACGGGCAGCCGCCAUGGCUCACUAAAUUUUUACAAUAUGCAGAGUACGUUUUCCUAGGAAUUUUUAUCAUGGAAGUAUUGCUCAAAUUAUUUGCAAUGGGUUCACGCACUUAUUUUGCGUCGAAGUUCAAUCGCUUCGACUGUAUUGUCAUUGUCGGUUCUGCCUUUGAAGUUAUUUGGGCCGAGGUAAAAGGAGGCUCGUUCGGUAUUUCGGUGUUACGUGCAUUGCGGUUGCUCAGAAUAUUCAAAUUAACAUCGUAUUGGGUUUCGCUUCGCAAUCUGGUUCGCUCAUUGAUGAAUUCAAUGCGAAGUAUCAUCUCGUUGUUGUUUCUUUUGUUCCUUUUCAUUCUCAUCUUUGCAUUGCUUGGAAUGCAAUUGUUUGGAGGAAAGUUCAAUUUUCCCACCAUGCAUCCCUACACUCACUUUGAUACAUUUCCAGUUGCCUUGAUUACGGUAUUCCAGAUCUUGACGGGUGAGGACUGGAAUGAAGUGAUGUAUCUUGCCAUAGAAGCACAAGGUGGUAUAUAUGGUGGAGGAAUGGUGUACUGUAUCUAUUUUAUAGUUCUCGUGCUCUUCGGAAACUACACUCUGCUGAACGUGUUCUUGGCCAUUGCCGUCGAUAACUUGGCGAAUGCUCAAGAGCUCACAGCAGCUGAAGAAGCUGAUGAAAAGGCGAACGAAAUGGAUGAUAGUGAGGAGGAGGAACCAGAUGGCGAUCACUGCGCCAUUGACAUGGACGGGAACGAUCAAGAUGAUGAUGAGGAAUGCGAAGAAGAAGAAUCACCUUUUGGAGGUCCACGACCGAUGGUACCCUACACAUCAAUGUUCUUCCUGUCUCCAUCGAAUCCCUUACGAGUAAUGGUUCACAGUAUAGUAUGUACAAAAUACUUUGAAAUGAUGGUUAUGGGUGUAAUUUGUUUGUCGUCGAUAUCUUUGGCAGCAGAGGAUCCAGUUGACGAAGAGAACCCGAGGAACAAGGUGCUACAGUACAUGGACUAUUGCUUUACGGGAGUAUUUGCUUGCGAAAUGCUAUUGAAGUUGAUCGAUCAAGGUAUCAUACUUCAUCCUGGUUCAUACUGUCGCGACUUUUGGAAUAUUCUCGACGGUGUUGUCGUGACAUGCGCACUGGUCGCGUUCGGGUUUGCAGGCACAGAAGGAUCAGCAGGAAAAAAUCUGAACACUAUAAAAUCACUAAGGGUGCUUCGAGUAUUGAGGCCAUUGAAGACCAUCAAGAGGAUUCCGAAGUUGAAGGCUGUAUUCGACUGUGUUGUUAAUUCACUCAAGAAUGUGUUCAACAUUCUGAUUGUAUACUUCCUCUUCCAAUUCAUCUUUGGAGUAAUCGCAGUGCAGCUCUUCAACGGGAAGUUUUUCUACUGCACCGAUAAAACCAAACGCUUCGCCUAUCAAUGUCAUGGACAGUUCUUCAUCUUUGACAAUCAGAAUGAACCUCCUCGAGUUGAACAAAGAGAAUGGAGGCUAAGGCCGUUCAACUAUGACAAUACCAUCAACGCUAUGCUCACAUUAUUCGUGGUAACAACAGGUGAAGGAUGGCCGGGCAUUCGUCAAAAUUCUAUGGAUACAACAUUUGAGGAUCAAGGGCCGAGUCCGUUCUAUCGAGUUGAGGUCGCACUUUUCUACGUGAUGUUUUUCAUUGUGUUCCCUUUCUUCUUCGUUAACAUCUUCGUAGCUUUGAUUAUCAUUACGUUUCAAGAACAGGGCGAAGCGGAAUUAUCUGAAGGAGAUCUCGACAAAAACCAGAAGCAAUGCAUUGAUUUCGCUCUGAAUGCUAGACCACGAUCCUUGUUCAUGCCUGAGGACAAGAACUCGAUAAAAUAUCGCAUCUGGAGACUUGUCACAUCGGCUCCAUUCGAGUAUUUCAUUAUGGCAAUGAUUUGUUGUAAUACUAUCAUUCUCAUGAUGAAAUUCCAUGGGAACUCGGAUUUCUAUGAAAAGGUCCUUCGGCUUUUCAACACCGCGCUCACGGCCGUCUUCACUGUGGAAAGUAUCCUAAAAAUCCUAGCUUUCGGAGUUCGCAAUUACUUUCGAGAUGGAUGGAAUAGAUUCGAUUUCGUGACGGUUGUUGGUUCCAUAACUGACGCGCUUGUCACGGAAUUCGGAGGACACUUCGUCUCACUUGGAUUUCUUCGCUUGUUCCGUGCCGCUCGGCUAAUCAGACUUCUACAGCAGGGAUACACCAUCAGAAUUCUGUUGUGGACGUUUGUUCAAAGUUUUAAGGCGCUUCCCUAUGUUUGUUUGUUAAUCGGUAUGUUGUUCUUCAUCUAUGCAAUUGUUGGUAUGCAGGUUUUCGGAAACAUCUGGCUGAACGCUGCCACGGAAAUUAAUCGCCACAAUAACUUCCAGUCGUUCUUUAAUUCUGUUAUUCUCCUUUUUCGUUGUGCAACUGGCGAAGGCUGGCAGGAUAUAAUGAUGGCGUGUGGUGCUCAGAAGGACUGUGCGCGAGCUGGUUCGGACGAGAUCAAUUACGAUAAGGGUCAAACAUGCGGUAGUAACGUCAGCUAUGCGUAUUUCACCUCAUUUGUGUUUCUCUCAUCUUUUCUAAUGUUGAAUCUGUUCGUUGCUGUCAUCAUGGAUAAUUUUGACUACCUAACAAGGGACUCUUCAAUCCUUGGUCCUCACCACCUGGAUGAAUUUAUUCGUGUAUGGGCUGACUACGAUCCGGCAGCAACUGGUCGAAUUCACUACACGGACAUGUAUGACAUGUUACGUAAUAUUACACCACCUGUCGGAUUCGGACGAAAAUGUCCUUAUCGGUUAGCGUACAAACACUUGGUUCGUAUGAAUAUGCCAGUCGCUGAGGAUGGGACCGUUCAUUUCACCACCACUCUGUUUGCCCUUAUUCGAGAAAGUCUCAGCAUCAAGAUGAGACCAGUCGAGGAAAUGGAUGAAGCCGAUGAAGAGCUGAGACAAACCCUCAAAAAGAUCUGGCCUCUCAAAGCGAAAAAGAACAUGAUCGAUUUGGUAGUGCCACCUAAUCAUGAGUUGUGCUUCCAAAAGUUGACGGUUGGGAAGAUUUAUGCUGGCCUAUUGAUCCUUGAGAAUUACAGAGCGAAGAAAAGCGGAACAGAGAUUGGUGGAGGUGGUUUGUUUGGUGGUGGUCUUCGUGGAUUGGUGGCUGCUGCGAAGGCAGCCGGUGGAGUGAACCACAUGGUAACGCCUCAAGUCGACGAAACAAGUCAGCUUAUUCCUAACCACACUCCACACGCGAACAAAACACCAGCACAGCGUCCAUAUACCUUGUAUACACCUCUUGAGGAAGCACCAAAAUCGAACAAGAGUAGUGAUGAAGGCGGAGAAACUCCGACGCGUUACUCUCCACCACAAGAUGUGUCUAAAGGUGUCACCACCGGACGUCGCAUAUCUGAUAUGUUCUCGCGAAUUCGUCGCGGAGCUGGUGCAGUCACUCACGAUCCUCCUCAGCAGUAUGCACCACGCUUCAACUACUAUCGUGAGAGAUCUUCACAAUAUGACGAGACUGAACAGCUUCUGCCAUCCCAACGCUCCCGGACACCUUCGCCUAGGUACUCGAGCGUUCAUGGAAGGAAUGUCAGUCCUCCAAGUCCAGCUGAACGGUAUCCAACACGUUAUAGAUCAAGAAAUGGGCCAGUUCAUGGACGCAACGGAUGCAAUGGCGGAGGGGUCCAUCGAACUAUUGACCCUCACACCUCAAACUCACCUCCAUCAUCUUCCGACUAUGCUAUGUCCGUAAGGGAUCCGGCGCUUCGACGACCACGUCCUGCUCAGCUUUACUACUCACGACCUCUUCGAACAAGUUACACCUCAUAUUCUCAGCAAUAUGCGCGGAGCCCGUACUCAGACGAUAGCGUAGCCGACAGUUACCGACGGCAUGGUUAUUCCAGAUAUCAUGAUUCUACACCACCAGAUAUCAGCGAAGAUGAAGAGACUAUCCCGAAUUCGGUGCGCCAGCGUCGACUGCCACUUAUUGGCUCAAUAUCAGCUCUUGCAGGAGGUGCUGAUAUGCGGUCUCGACCGUAUACUCAAUCCUCCUACACAGGUUUUCCUCCGAGUGUUUCCCAUUCCUCUAUGGGCCAGUUCGCUUCCCCGCAGUAUCGUCCGCCAUCAGUAGUUUCUCCGUUGCGAUCACAUCAUCAAGAUUACUACACGCCCAGGGAGAACUACUACGACAUACCGUCACCGAGCCCGGCAGGGAACGAUAUGUAUCAUGGAUACAAUCGCUCGUCACCAUCUCGCUAUCCUUCCGUCGUUUAUGCCCAUGACACUGGGCCUCGUACUCGAGUUAUUCAAGCACAAUCCGGUGCAAUCCCGCUCAGUGAUUCCGAAUCAGACGAUCAGGAACGAUGGGCUGUUGCUAUCGAUCAUCCACCUACAACGUAUCGGCCACCCAAGGCGCCUCUCGAGGAAGCAGCAGAUCAAACUGGGAUCGAUGCUAUCGGCAAAGCCGUUUCUCCUUGCUGUCCGGGCAAACACAAUCUUGCACCAACACUUCGAUCGCGUUCUGUUGCAGUAGCGGUUGAUUCCAGGAUUCGGACUCAAUGCGGGUCAUCUUGCAUCUUUAACCUGCUCCAGUAUUUCCCUGGACAAAUAAAAUUGUCAAGAAUAUUUAUUUGA